AGCACCCGCCUGACCCCGGCCCGGAGCACCGGGCGCCCAGCGCGGGUGAAGGCGGAGCCGCAGGGUUGGCCCCCAAAGGGAUGCUCUCGCCCAAGCGGCGAGACCAGCCCCGCUCGCCCCUCGCCGCGGCCGCGCCGCAGCCGCCCACGGCCGCCGACAUGGCCCUCUACUGCGGCGACAACUUCGGAGUGUAUUCGCAGCCCGGCCUGCCCCCGCCCGCCGCUACCGCCGCCGCCCCGGGCGCCCCCCCGGCAGCCAGGGCGCCUUACGGGCUGGCCGACUACGCCGCGCCGCCGGCCGCCGCCGCCAACCCCUACCUGUGGCUCAACGGGCCCGGUGUGGGAGGCCCGCCCUCCGCCGCCGCCGCAGCCGCCGCCGCGUACCUGGGCGCCCCGCCGCCGCCGCCGCCGCCGCCCCCCGGGGCCGCGGCCGGGCCCUUCCUGCAGCCACCGCCCGCCGCCGGCACCUUCGGCUGCUCUCAGCGGCCCUUCGCGCAGCCCGCGUCCGCCGCGCCCGCCUCGCCCGCCGCGCCCGCGGGGCCCGGGGAGCUGGGCUGGCUGUCCAUGGCCAGCCGCGAGGACCUGAUGAAGAUGGUGCGGCCGCCCUACUCGUAUUCGGCGCUCAUCGCCAUGGCCAUUCAGAGCGCACCCGAGCGCAAACUCACUCUCAGCCACAUCUACCAGUUCGUCGCCGAUAGCUUCCCCUUCUACCAGCGCAGCAAGGCCGGCUGGCAGAACUCCAUCCGCCACAACCUGUCGCUCAACGACUGCUUCAAGAAGGUGCCCCGCGACGAGGACGACCCAGGAAAGGGUAAUUAUUGGACUCUUGAUCCGAACUGCGAGAAAAUGUUUGACAAUGGGAACUUCCGUCGGAAGCGAAAGCGCCGCUCUGAGGCCAGCAAUGGCUCCACAGUGGCUGCUGGGACAUCAAAGUCCGAAGAAGGGCUCUCCUCAGGAUUGGGGUCUGGAGUGGGUGGGAAGCCAGAAGAAGAGAGCCCCUCCACUUUGCUGAGGCCUUCCCACUCCCCAGAGCCUCCGGAGGGCACCAAGAGUACUGCCUCAUCUCCUGGAGGACCCAUGCUCACCUCCACCCCUUGUCUCAACACUUUCUUCAGCAGCCUCAGCUCCUUGAGUGUCAGCAGCAGUGUGAGUACCCAGCGGGCUCUCCCUGGCAGCCGCCACCUAGGGAUCCAGGGGGCCCAGCUGCCCUCCAGCGGCAUGUUCCCCCCAACCUCCAUCUCAGAGGCCUCAGCAGACGCCUUGCAACUGAGCAAUAGCACCAGCAAUAGCACCGGCCAGAGAUCUUCCUAUUACAGCCCUUUCCCUGCCAGCACCAGCGGGGGCCAAAGCAGCCCCUUCAGCAGCCCUUUCCACAACUUUAGCAUGGUCAACAGCCUCAUCUACCCCCGAGAAGGCUCCGAGGUGUAGAGCAGACUCUCAGACUUCAGUAUGCACACCUGAGGGGUGCACACAUGCUGAUCAGAAUGCAGAUUCCAAGUCAGUAGGUCUGGGGUAGGACCUGAGUUCUGCGUUUCUGUCGAGUUCCUGGGUGAUCUCGUGGUCCUUUGACCACACUUGGAGUAACAAGGGUGUAGUAGAUAACUCUUGCUACAACCUAGCGAGCUCUUACAGGUUUCUCUGCAUGUGGGCCUCUCCAGAGAGAAAUCCGUUUCACUGUCUUCUGUGAUAGGUAGCCUGUGAGCCCCGUGAGGGCGGGGACGAUGUCUAUUUUGUUUAUCACUGUAUGCCAGGAUUGCAAGCUCAAAUGUGUGCAGACGGCUAAAAAAACAUAAGUCAACGAAGUUACUGGGUGAGAAAACUAACAUCAGUUGGCAACUGAAGCAGUAGAGGGUAGUUGGUACUGACUAGUGGAAGGCUGCUGGGAACAGCUGGUUCUUUCUCUCCCCUGGCAGCAUUCUGAUUUUUUUUUUUUUUUUUUUUUCUGACAAGAGUGUCGCUCUGUCGCCCAGGCUGGAGUGCAGUGGCGCUGCAACCUCCUUUCCUGCCUCAGUCUUCCGAGUAGCUGGGAUUACAGGUGCCUGCCACCACACCCAGCUAAUGUUUUGUAUUUUUAGUAGAGAUAGGGUUUCGCCUUGUUGGCCAGGCUGGUCUCAAACUCCUGACCUCAGGUGAUCCACCCGCCUCAGCCUCCCAAAGUGCUGGAAUUACAGGCGUGAGCCACUGCGCCCAGCCAGCAUUCUGAUUUUUAUAGAAGAGCCAGGUAUCUGAAUUUUUAUAGGAAACCUCCAGCUUUGUGUCAUUUGCCUCUGAAGAUUUUUUUUUGGUUGUUUAUCAUACUGUCCUAGGCAACACCACAAAUCCUUGAGCUAUGCAUAGGCAGCUCACAAAUCACCUCUGUCUGGUACAUGGUAUAUUCUAAUGGCAAUAAAAUGGCACAAGCAGCCCUGUGUGCCAGGCACUGUUCUCGGCACUUGUCAUGUAUUCAUUUAAUCCUCUCAGAAACCUUGGGUGGUGGGUAUUAUUACUACCCCCAUUUUCCAUGUAAGGGAAGUGAAACUUCAGGAUGUUAGGUCACUUUGUCUAUUUUAGUCAUCACUGUAUACCAGGAUUGCAAGCUCAAAUGUGCACAGGUGGCUAAAAAAAAGUUGUGACCACUUUCCAAGGUGAGACUGAUAGUAAACUGGAGCCAGGAUCAGACCCAGAUAAUCUGGUUCCAGAGCUGGUGCUUGUAACUUCUGUGUUCUACUUCCUGCGAAACCAAGAAACCAGCCUCCAUAGCCAGUUGUAAGUAUAUAGAGGGAAGGAAUGGAGCUAGAUCUCAUUUGACCAAAGAUUCUAGUUGAAAAUAAAAGUCAUCUGGUGUGUUCCCCCGGGCGGCACCUCUGUCUGAAUCCUGCUGCCAUAGUCCAAGAUCUGGGGUGACCAUUGUCCUAGUUUGUAAUGGUUAGCCUGGCAUCCUCUCCCUUUUAGCUUGUAUCCUGAAUCUUUCCUUUUCUAACAAAGUAUUAUUAGAAUUUUAUUAAAAAUAGCUUUUGUGUGUGUGUGGGUUUUUUAUUGUUGUUUUGUUUUGUUUGUUUUGUUUUUUGAGACGGUCUGCCUCUCUUAACCAGGCUGAAGUGCAGUAGUGAGAUUUUGGCUCAUUGCAGACUCAACCUUCCCAGGUUUAAACAGUGGCCCCUUCUCAGCUCCCCCAACCCACCCCAGUAGCUGGGCUCACAGGUGUGCACCAUGCCCAGCUAAUUUUUUAAAUUUUUUAAUUAAUAUUUUGACUUUUUAAUUUGUAAAA
Pongo pygmaeus (Bornean orangutan) is the source of this 3246-nucleotide messenger RNA. RefSeq names its product forkhead box I3 (gene FOXI3). Gene Ontology annotation, biological process: anatomical structure morphogenesis; cell differentiation; regulation of transcription by RNA polymerase II. Bases 81 to 1427 code for a protein of 448 amino acids. Lineage: Eukaryota; Metazoa; Chordata; Mammalia; Primates; Hominidae. The record is from RefSeq and is a predicted model, not a curated record. The transcript has 2 exons. Gene Ontology annotation, molecular function: DNA-binding transcription factor activity, RNA polymerase II-specific; RNA polymerase II cis-regulatory region sequence-specific DNA binding.